Messenger RNA from Venustampulla echinocandica, 582 nucleotides. RefSeq lists its product as uncharacterized. Bases 1 to 582 code for a protein of 193 amino acids. Lineage: Eukaryota; Fungi; Ascomycota; Leotiomycetes; Helotiales; Pleuroascaceae. The transcript has a single exon. The record is from RefSeq and is a predicted model, not a curated record.
AUGCGGGGUUCCAGGUUUCUGGCUUCUGGCUUCUGGCUUUUGGGAUUGAUAAUUGGAGCUGUGCAAGACUGUCAGACUGCAAGUGUUGCGUUGCGCCUGGAGCCGACCUGGAGCUCUCCCUGGAGCUUGCUUGCAGUUGCAUUGGAGCUCAAGCCGCAAGCCUCAAGGAUCGCAGUUACAGCGCAUCGAGAGCCUGUCGCCCGUCGCCGUUUGCAGGCCGGCGCCGUGCGUCUAAAGAGCGGUCUCGUGGGCUUGGUUGGCGCACGCUGGCUCACUGGUUCACGGCUGCACGGCUGCUACGUACUCGUACCUAGUAUUGGCAGAUGGAUGCGCGGGGUUAUUGCUCCGCAUGCCUAUCAAGCUGUCUCUGUCUCUGCCUCUGCCGGCUGGCUGCAAGGAGAAAAGAACCCAGCAUCGCAUCGAGUCAUCGGCGGAGGCUCGAUUCCGGAGUGGGUGCAAUUCAAUGGGCUAGAGCUUGGAAAAGGAGGCGGAGUCCAUAGUGGAGGGCGAAACAAAGUCUUGGACUCUUGGACUCUUGGACGACUCUUGGAUUUGCCACUUGGCCCCGAGACAAGCAUAUGA